GAGAGCAGACAGUGUGAUUUGACCCAGCCCUUCUUCUGCAGUGAAGCAUUUGUGGGUGCCACGGGUAAAUUUAAAUACCGAAAGUAUCCCACGGCACGUACGCCGCUGAAAUGGCUGCUGCGGCUCCAGAAGGAAUAACCGCACUGAGUGUUGAGAACGACGUAACGCCCGCAGAGACAAGCGAGGACAACGGCGAGGAGAAAGAAAAGGGCCUCGCAGAACCGGAAACAGAGGAACCACGCAGCAGCGUAAAACCGAAAAUGGAAGAGAAGCCCGCUGCAGCGGCAGACAAGGCCGAGAGGGAGGCGGUGACCGAGGACAGUGCUGCUGCAGCGGUGAACCAGGUGGCAAGACCCGCUCCUGAAGAACCGGAGCUAAAGCAGGAAUUACAGCAAAACCCCGGAGAAUGUAGCGUUAACUAUGAACUAGCAAACGAUAACGCAUUGAAAGAAGCAAAGGAGGAACCAAGAGAGGACAGCCAGGGUUCGGGGAUAAACUACCAAAAGAGCAAAACAGUUUGUGAAGAUGGUGAGAAACCCAGCGGCGGGAGCGGGGAGCUGGGCGACAAGAGGCGGCCGAGUGUGGAGAUCUCCUCCUCGGAUGGUGAACCGUUGAGCCGUAUGGACUCAGAGGACAGUCUCAGCAGUACCCUGAUGGAGAUGGAGAGCACCGUGUCAAGUGGGCGCUCCACCCCUGCUAUGAUGAAUGGACAGAGCAAUGCCAGCUCCUCCGGGGCUAAGACAGUGGCCUACUCCUGCUGCUGGGACCUCUGUCCGCAGUGCUUCAACUCAAGUCCUGAUCUGGCGGAGCAUAUCAGGGGCAUUCAUGUGGAUGGGCAGAGAGGAGGGGUGUUUGUGUGUCUAUGGAAGGGUUGUAAGGUGUAUAACACACCGUCCACCAGUCAAAGUUGGCUCCAGAGACACAUGUUGACCCACAGUGGAGAUAAGCCCUUCAAGUGUGUAGUUGGUGGCUGCAACGCCAGCUUUGCUUCCCAAGGAGGGUUAGCCCGCCAUGUCCCGAGCCACUUCAACCAGCAGAGCUCCUCCAAAAUGUCCGGCCAGGCCAAACUCAAGGAAGAGUCCCCCUCCAAAGCUGGACUCAACAAGAGAAAGAAACUUAAGAACAGACGCAGGUGUAACCUACCCAGACCCCACGACUUCUUCGAUGCCCAAACCAUGGAUGCUAUCCGCCACAGGGCCAUCUGUCUCAACCUCGCCACCCACAUCGAAAGUGUGGGCAAUGGCCACAGUGUGGUCUUCCACAGCACGGUGCUAGCCAGAAGGAAAGAAGGAUCUGGCAAGGUGAAGGUCCUCCUACAUUGGACACCAGAGGACAUACUACCUGACGCAUGGGUGAAUGAAACGGAGCGAUCUCAGCUGAAGACUAAAGUGGUGCACUUAUCCCAGUUACCGCAGGAUGCUGCCAUGCUGCUAGACCCAAACAUCUAUAGAGCACUUCCUCAAAAGCGCCUGAAGCACAGCCUGUAAGGAGUCAUCUGUGGACUUGAUACUUAAGGGGAAAUGCUUGUUCAUAGGAGGUUUAUCUAUAUGGGAUGGGACGCUCUUCAUCUGUCUCUGCUGAACGGGGGGGAUUGAAGUGGCGAUAAAAGGAAGUGAAACUUGGCUAUGCUGCAGUUUCUUCCCUCUUCAGUUUUGUAUAUCUGAACAACAUUGUAGCCAAAUGUGGUGGAAAAUGGUUUGUGAAAAAAGUUUGUGUUCAUCAAAAACUACGUAGCCCCCCCUGGGGUCAGCUGAGAAAAAAAAACUAAAUCGUGUGCACAGAAUAAAAAUCCCUUCCGUUCAUCGAAACGAGCCAUCCUCCAACCUGGAGAAAUAACAUUGAGCAGUAAGACGAAUGCUUAGGGACCG
Perca flavescens (yellow perch) is the source of this 1868-nucleotide messenger RNA. RefSeq names its product zinc finger protein AEBP2. Gene Ontology annotation, cellular component: ESC/E(Z) complex. The record is from RefSeq and is a predicted model, not a curated record. Gene Ontology annotation, biological process: regulation of transcription by RNA polymerase II. The coding region runs from base 111 to 1487 and encodes 458 amino acids. NCBI's taxonomy places the organism in Eukaryota, Metazoa, Chordata, Actinopteri, Perciformes, Percidae. The transcript has 9 exons.